AUGGGUGUCAAAGUGGUGCUUUGUGUGAUUGCUUCUUUUCUUCUGGUCUGCGCUUUGAUUGCAGCAGGUCUUGGGAGCAAGAAAGAUGCACAACAAUCAUCACUUACGAACCUGAUCGACUUAAUGGAGCGUCAUCCGGAGAUGGCUGAGGUGAUACUUGCACACUGUGGAAGGGAGUUGUUACAAACCAAUGAAGCUGUUGAGGAACUAGAGUUCCACAUCCCUAUAGAAAAGUCCGGCAUUAGAAGUGAUUAUUUUUUGAAUAGUAGAUCGUUAAUCAGAUUAGACAUGCACAAAGUUGUACAAAGAUUGGAUUCCAAGGCUGAGAGAACUAUUUUGGGUUGUUUGAGGAAGAAAGAUCUUUUGUUCCUUAUAUCUGGAGAUGAGAAAGAUUCAAAUAGCUGGUAUAUUAGACACCUGAAAUUAAUUUACACCUUGGCUGAUGCUUCCAGUCGACGGAUUUUGGCUCAGAGCACUGGACAAGCACCUGCCCCAUCUCCCAUUGGAGAAGCACCUGCUCCGUCACACACAGUGUCAUCUCCAUCUCCGGCUCCUUCAAUUCCUGUUGUUCCUGAACCAAAGCCUGAUCUUAGUCCUCCUGCACCUUCUUUCUUCCAAGAUCUGAAUAAGUCAUCCUUACUUCCUGCUCCCAGCGCAGAAGCUGCUUCCCCUCCAAGUUCUUCUUCUGAUAUCCAGGCAAAUAAGCAAAAGACCAGUCGUAGAACAGUUGUCAUUGCUGUUGCUGUGACUGCAGCAUCAACAUUUGUUGUUUCAGCUCUUCUAUUUUUCUGCUGUCGUAGGUUUUGUGGGGCUGGUGCUGGACGAAGAAAAAAUGACGAAAGGCCUCUUCUCAGUUUAAGCUUGAAUGACUAUUCAAUAGCUUCUCCACACAAAUCAUUCACUCUAAGCCCUUCAAUAGAGAAACAUUCUAAUCAAUCAACUGCAGCGACAGCAACAGCAACUAAGCCCUUAUCCCAUUUUAUGGGAUCAGAUUACUUUCAGGAGGCUGAUUCUCAAAAUGACUCAAAAAUUGAGAUAUCAACUGGAACCGUUGCUGGAGUUGGAAACACAUCAGUGGAGAAUGCUACUUUGCAGAUACCUGGCAAAACUGGAUUACCUCCACUGAAGCCUCCCCCUGGAAGGGGCAAUUCAUUUGAACCACGUGUAGGUCCAGAGAAUGCAGCACCUCCACCUCCACAGCCUCCACAACCUCCUCGCCCUCCCUCUGCUCCAUCACCUCCUCCACCACCUCCAAUGCUAAAACCUUCUGGUGGUCCACGCCCUCCAGUACCUGGUGCACCUCCUCCCCCGCCUAUCAAGAAUGGCCCUCGUCCGCCACCUCCUCCCGGUGGUGGUGCUGCACCCCCUCGUCCACCCCCAGUAGGUUUUAAGCCGCCUCGCCCUUCUUCUCAUGGCACCAACCAAUCGAGCUCCAGUAAUGCUGAUGAUGACGCAGAUGCUCCCAAAACAAAGCUGAAGCCUUUCUUUUGGGACAAAGUUCUUGCCAACCCUGAUCAAUCAAUGGUUUGGCAUCAAAUUAAGUCUGGAUCAUUCCAGUUUAAUGAAGAGAUGAUUGAGUCUUUAUUUGGAUACACUCCUACUGACAAAAACUUCAAGUCCAAGGAAUCCACAUCCCAAGAUCCUGCAAAUCAAUAUAUACAACUUAUUGAUCCCAAAAAGGCACAGAAUCUUGCUAUUCUUCUUAAAGCAUUAAAUGUGACAACAGAAGAAGUUUGUGACGCACUUCAAGAAGGAAAUGAGCUUCCUUCUGAACUUAUUCAAACACUCUUGAAGAUGGCUCCGACAAGUGAUGAAGAACUGAAAUUGAGGGUUUAUAGUGGUGACCUUUCUCGUCUUGGGCCCGCUGAGCGCUUCCUGAAAGUUUUGGUAGAUAUCCCAUUUGCCUUUAAGAGGUUAGAGUUAUUACUAUUUAUGUGUACACUUCAGGAGGAGGUAUCAAUGGUGACUGAGUCCUUCAAAACAUUGGAGGCUGCUUGUACUGAACUCCGCAAAAGCAGACUGUUUCUCAAGCUCCUGGAAGCAGUUCUUAAGACUGGUAAUCGCAUGAACGAUGGCACAUUUCGUGGGGGUGCACAGGCUUUUAAACUUGACACGCUAUUAAAGUUAUCUGAUGUAAAAGGAUUAGAUGGGAAAACUACACUCCUGCACUUUGUUGUUCAGGAAAUAAUUCGAUCUGAAGGCAUAAGAGCUGCACGUGCAGCAAAAGAGAUGCGGAGCAUGUCCAGUAUCAAGUCUGAUGAUCUAAUCGAGGAUGUAUCCAAUGAUACUGAAGAAACUUAUAGAAAUAUGGGUUUGCAGAUGGUCGCAGGUUUAGGGAAUGAACUUGAAAAUGUGAAAAGGGCUGCAAUAUUGGAUGCAGAUAGCUUGACUGGAACUGUGGCUAAACUUGGUCAUGCUCUCAUCAAAGCCCGAGAUUUCUUAAAUGGAGAAAUGAAGAAUGUGGAUGAAGAUAAUGGGUUUCACCAAACACUUAAAAGUUUUGUGCAGAAUGCUGAGGUUGACAUCAUGUCUUUGCUUGAAGAAGAGAAGAGGAUAAUGGCCCUUGUUAAGAACACGGGAGAUUACUUCCAUGGAAAUGCUGCCAAGGAUGAGGGUUUGAGACUAUUUGUUAUUGUGAGAGAUUUCUUGGUAAUCUUGGACAAGAGCCACGGCAGAAUCCCACUCCCGAUCCUCGCCAACGGCUUUUUCCAGCAAUCAAAGAUAGACGGGCGGAUAGUUCAAGUUCAGACGAUGAUGACCAAUAGUGAUUUUGAUCCAUCAGUCUUCUUCUUCCCGAAAAGGCCGAAACGUAUAUUAAGUCCCGGAAUUCUUGUUCUCUUCCGCCCUACCACCGUACCGUACGCCGCAACCCUGGACUCCUCCGCCCUGAGUAACGGAAGUAAGCAUUCACAAAGCUUUCUUCUUUUUGAUUUUCCAAGUCCUUUUCGUGUUGGGAUUCUGAGAAGUAUGGGAAAGAAGAGGAAAGUUGAUUCUGAUUCUCCAAAGACGAAGGCUUCCAAAUGUGGAGAGAAUGUGAAGGAUGGGAUUAGUCGGCUCCCUGAUGAAAUUCUGGUGAAUAUCCUUGGGUUUCUGAGCCUCAAAGAAGCUGGAAGAACAAGUCUGUUGUCCAAACGUUGGAGAAAUAUUUGCAAGCAAAUUGUGCGACUUGAUUUCGAUGCUUCAAAGAUUUUGGACAGAAUGGCAGCAACAAUUUUGGACAUGAUCAGAAUAUGCUUUGAUUUGGAUAGUAAGAAAUUCCAAGCCAAAAUUGAUGAAUGGCUACAGAGUGCGUUCGCGAGGAGAGUGGAGAGGCUGGAAUUGAAUUUGCUCAAAGCUGGUGGGAGUGGUCGUCGUGAAGCUUCCAAUACUUAUGCUUUUCCUAAUGAACUUCUCGGCCUGAUUAGUGGGAAUCCUUCAGAACCGUCUGGUUGUUGCAGCGCUGAUGUUCGCUCCCGUGGACUAUUUGAAUUUAAGUACCUCAGGGCUUUGACUUUGAGAUGUGUAAAUGUGUCGAAAGAAGUUCUAGGUUUUUUCUUACGGAGUUGCCCUUUUCUUGAACAUCUGGUAGUGGAUGGCUCGCAUGACUUAAAGGAUAACUUUGAAAUUUCUGGUCCAUCUCUUGCUCUUAAGUACCUGGAGAUAUGGGACUGUGUGAAUUUAAGUUCUAUUACUGUGAGUGAGGUGAAUAUUGUCUCCGUCAAGGUUAGUGAUGCACAAAAGCUGGUCCUUAAGAAUGUACCUAUGCUAGUUAAUAUGUGGGUCUCUGCAUGGUCCACGGAUCGCACUUCACUGUUAGGCAGAUUAGUUAAUGGUUCGUGGCUUUCCCCUUGCAUUUUACAACUGGAGGUUCUGACCUUACACGCGACACAUUUGGAUGUUAAACAGGAAAAAGCAAAUAAUGUUGUCCUUCCUGAGCUAUUCAAAUUGAAGCAAUUAACAUUGGUUACUGAAGUAGUCAAAGACCAUAGCCUGAUUCCUUUUACUUCGUUGAUAAGGGCAUCACCCAAUUUAGAGAAGUUUGCACUGAAGUUGGGAUGGAAAGCAAGCAGAACUAACAAAGGGACGAAAACUAGAAGAGGAAGAGGAUUUAACGAAGGGGCAACAAGCAGGGGAUCUAAAAAAGGGACAAUGUCUCCACUCAAACAUCUUAAAGUGGUUGAGUUGUUAGGAUACUAUGGCCGUACAACUGAGGUUGAACUUGUACAAUACUUCUUAGACAAUGCCAUUGCCCUGAAGAGUAUCAUAAUUGACCCUCGUGAAUACCGGAUAUCAGGUCGUGGAGAGCACAAUGAGGAAGAAAAAUUUGCUAGGGAGCAUGCUGAGAAUCAGCUCAAGGCAUUAAUUCCUUCAAACAUAGAAUUCGUGGUCCUUUAG
Oldenlandia corymbosa var. corymbosa is the source of this 4374-nucleotide messenger RNA. The record is from the annotation of a GenBank genome assembly. NCBI's taxonomy places the organism in Eukaryota, Viridiplantae, Streptophyta, Magnoliopsida, Gentianales, Rubiaceae.